This is a messenger RNA of Medicago truncatula (barrel medic), 728 nucleotides long. RefSeq names its product glutamate receptor 2.4. The transcript is spliced from 2 exons. The record is from RefSeq and is a predicted model, not a curated record. Bases 28 to 432 code for a protein of 134 amino acids. NCBI's taxonomy places the organism in Eukaryota, Viridiplantae, Streptophyta, Magnoliopsida, Fabales, Fabaceae.
CCUGAGAAUAUUAGGAAAAUAAAUUCCAUGAGUGACUACCCUGCUGCCUUUGAGAAGAAGGAAAUUGAAGCCGCAUUCUUUGUUGCGCCUCAUGCUAAAGUAUUUCUAGCAAAGUACUCGUGUAAGGGCUUCAUCAAAGUGGGGAACAUUUUCAGGCUUGGCGGCUUUGGUUUUGUAUUUCCAAAAGGUUCAAGUCUAGUUGCUGACAUAUCAGAGGCAUUGCUGAAUGUGAUAGAGAGCGGAGAAACAGAACAGCUCGAAAAAAAUAUGUUGAACGAGAUAGAGAGUGAAAGCAAAGCCAAUUGUUCUUCUUUAGAGAGCAACAAGGGGAAAAAUAAUUCAUCGAUAGGCCUUCAGCCUUUCCUUGCUCUGUUUUCAAUCUGUUCUUUUUUUGCUAUUCUUGCGUUGUCAUAUCACAUGAUUUGUUGUUAGUGAAGAAUGUAGAAACUUUGAGAAAACACACAGUUUUAGCAUUAACACGAUUAUGGAGAUGUACAAGCAAGUUUUUUGCUUGGUGCCGUUCGAAACUCCAAUCAAGAAUCUUAAGAAGAGUAAGAAAUAACACAGAAACAAGAAAUGCAUCAGAGGAGAAUGUCACUAAUAGCCAGCAAAUUCUAGUAGUGGUUGAGUUUGUUGAUAAUGUACUGGCUGCUCAUGCUUCAUGAACAAUGUUUGUACAAUAUAUUAUGCCGAUACAUUUUAAGAUAUUAUGACAGGUGUGUGAUUCA